This is a messenger RNA of Kockovaella imperatae, 1719 nucleotides long. RefSeq lists its product as hypothetical. Lineage: Eukaryota; Fungi; Basidiomycota; Tremellomycetes; Tremellales; Cuniculitremaceae. Gene Ontology annotation, cellular component: SCF ubiquitin ligase complex. Gene Ontology annotation, molecular function: protein binding. Gene Ontology annotation, biological process: SCF-dependent proteasomal ubiquitin-dependent protein catabolic process. The record is from RefSeq and is a predicted model, not a curated record. The coding region runs from base 42 to 1601 and encodes 519 amino acids. The transcript is spliced from 8 exons.
CCACUCAACGUUUGCAUGGACUCAUAGGGCUGUAGACGACCAUGUCUCGAGAUCCAGCCGACGAGAUUGACGAGUCUUUAGCAGACCUGUCUCUCGGAGGCCUUGGACCGAGUCAUCCGGUCCUAAGUACGGACGAAGAUGGAGUGAUCUCCCUCGACCUUGGGACUGAGCCUCGAGUCUCGACUGCCGGCGAUGGACCAAGCGAGCUCGACCGAUUUAGGAAAGAAUGGCAAGCAGAGGUCCAAGCAAAGAAGCAAGGUGUCUCUGUUGGACCUGUCAGGUGGAAGUCCAACGAGGUGACCAAGCGACCUGUUUCAUCAGCCGGGCCGAGUACAUCCCCUCGGGCCCAAUGGAGAGCCAUGCCGCCUGAUGAAGAUACUCAUAAAGAGGCGUUGAAACAAGUGGCGAGCUCGUCCAAGAUUCUCAUUCAACCUCGAGUCAGUCCAAUUCGAGCAAAGCGAGCAGAAGACGCCGUCGAAAUCUACGCGAGGGCUGUGGAGCAGGAGCAAAGUGGUCAGCUAAAUGAGGCGCUGCUACUCUACCGCCGAGCGUUCAAGCUGAAUGACUCUGUGGAUAAACUCUACGCUCGAUCACGCCUGAAAAUUGCCCAGGAAGAAGAUCCGACGCCCACGUCGAUGGAUGUGGUAUCCUCCAUGGCACCGCGCGAAGCUCCCUAUUCUUUCCAAAGACAUCUUCAAUUCGCACCCGAUUACGAAUCAAAGCAGUCACACCGGAUAUCCGAUUCACCCCUUACUACCAUCUUCAACUCUCGCCCCGAAGCCUCUUCGGCGACAUUUCUCCCAUCCGAAGAGAAUCUGCCGAUCCCCAUCGAGUCUCUGCCUCCCGAGCUACUCGAACUCGUCUUUGCUCAUCUCGACGUACUGUCCCUUGAACGAUUUGGCGCCGCCUCAUGGAAAGCUAGGUGGUUGACGGCCAGGUCAGAAGUAUGGAAAUCGCUCGUCAAGUCCAUCUACAAACCGCCAGGUGUGAUUCCCACAACAUGGGCGAGAGGUCGAACUCAGGAGGACAUCUUGGCGGAACUGAGCGAGCGUCAUGCUGGGGAAUGGAGAACCGUGAUGCUAGAAGAGGAAAGGAUAAGAAUGGAUGGGUGUUACAUCGCCGUAUGCCAUUAUGUUCGGCCCGGAGCAGGAGACGAAUGGGUGGCAGUUACUCAUACAAUCACAUACCAUCGUUUCUUGCGUUUUUACCCUGACGGAACUGUUAUCUCAUUCUUGACGACGGAUCAUCCCUCGGAUGUCGUGCCCAUUCUCAAGCCCUCUUUACGUGGCAAAGGUCUCCAUUUUGGUCAAUGGAGACUCGUCCGAUCAGAUUCACAGACGGAUCGAGAAGCGCUCAAGCCGGGCGAGAAAGCACAACCCAAAGUCCUCAUCAACAGUCUUCUUGAGCCAAGCGCAGCGCCAAAAUACGAGUUUGAGAUGGAGCUGGUCCUCCGUGAGACAGCUCGCGGACGAUGGAAUAAACUCGACAUGCAAUCUUAUCGAUCGAUCAAUUUGUCAAACGGAGAGAUCUUGGGUUUGGUCUUGAAGCAUCAGCGGCCAUUCUAUUUCUCAAAGGUCCGGUCGUACCAUCCUGCAUUAUAGAGGCCGCGCCUCUGGCAUUCCGGUCGCCGGUCCAUCACCUGGCAGUCAGACCAAGCCCUAUCCACACUUAGUGUACGCGACCAUCACUGUGUGUUUUGACUUUUGCAUAUAUGAUACA